AUGAACCCUCACACCUCUGCCCCACCCCUCUCAAACCCAUACCCACCUCACUCCAACUCAUCUCCUGUCUACGGAGGCACCCACCAACCCCCCUACCAGAACUCUGCUCCUCAGCAGUCAUGGGGGGCCCAGCCGCAGUACGGCUCCCUCCCCAGCACUUACAUGAACCCGCCCCCUCCCUAUCACGCGCAGCCCGCGUUCGCCACCCAGCCUCCGGUUCCACAGACCAUGCUUAGGUCGUCGCUGACCAAAUUUAAUCAACGCGUUCGCGUCUGUCUUACCACGAACGUCUGGGCGGCGGGCGUCAUUCUCAGCGCGCUCCAAUUUUGCCAACAGAUUUUCGGCUUGGGUUACCUUGUGGAGUACAUCGCGCCCGACACCAACAUGCGCACCACUGGGGAGUUUCCGCCUUCUUCUCUGAGCCCUUAG
Heterobasidion irregulare TC 32-1 is the source of this 429-nucleotide messenger RNA. RefSeq lists its product as uncharacterized. The transcript is spliced from 3 exons. The record is from RefSeq and is a predicted model, not a curated record. Bases 1 to 429 code for a protein of 142 amino acids. NCBI's taxonomy places the organism in Eukaryota, Fungi, Basidiomycota, Agaricomycetes, Russulales, Bondarzewiaceae.